CGAUUGAAUUUAGUGCAUCCCUACAGCGAUAACGCUGCUAUUUGUGUUGUAAAGUAGUCAUCAUGCCACCUAGAAGGAUUGUGCCCGCUCGUGAAGAAGGUGAUAGUGGGAAUAAGCAGCCACUGCCCGCCAUUCCGCCGCAACAACGCCCACCACCGGGAUGGCGCCUUCGCCCACCAACAUCAAAUUCCUCUGUAGCUAUGGCGGAAAGAUACUCCCCCGUCAUCCUGACGGCAAGCUUCGUUACUAUGGCGGCGAGACCCGUGUACUUUUGCAGAUGUCAAUGCCCCCUAUGGUGUUUCCCCCUUGCCAUGAGAAAGGAAUCAUGUUAAGAACCAAGGAAAUAGCCAAGAAGAGAAAGUUUGACCAAGCAAGCUUUAGCCAUGAUCCGGCGGAUGAGGACAUGCAAAAUGUGGAAGAACAGAAGGACGCCAUUCUUGGAGCAAGAACACUAAAGUUGACUGCCAUUCUAUUGGCAAAAGUAGAGAAGCUCAAAACCUUGCAAGUGCUAGGGGGAAAGUACUUUGAUCCCUCGAUGUUGGAUUCCUUCGGGUGUAGAAGAGAAGUGGAGGACAUGAUCUUCAAUCCACAAUGGAGCACGAUCUUUAGUUGAGAGGGGAUACCUAUUCCCCGGUCACAUAUGAGUUCUUUGCCACCUUGCAAAUAAUGAAGGAGAAUCACGAUAACAAGCAUUCCAUUUCUUUCACCUUAUUCAACAAGGAGUAUGACAUGUCGGUGAAUGAUUUGAAUUCAAAUACUUGCUUACAAUCUCAAUUCUUGAUACUACAACAUGAACCAUUUGUACUUGAUUUUCGUGACUUCGUAUAUGAUGAGUAUGACUCUCUAUUCC
Messenger RNA from Ipomoea triloba (trilobed morning glory), 850 nucleotides. RefSeq lists its product as uncharacterized. The coding region runs from base 161 to 613 and encodes 150 amino acids. The record is from RefSeq and is a predicted model, not a curated record. Lineage: Eukaryota; Viridiplantae; Streptophyta; Magnoliopsida; Solanales; Convolvulaceae. The transcript is spliced from 4 exons.